This is a messenger RNA of Priceomyces carsonii, 447 nucleotides long. RefSeq names its product phosphatase. Lineage: Eukaryota; Fungi; Ascomycota; Pichiomycetes; Serinales; Debaryomycetaceae. Gene Ontology annotation, molecular function: protein tyrosine phosphatase activity. Bases 1 to 447 code for a protein of 148 amino acids. The transcript has a single exon. The record is from RefSeq and is a predicted model, not a curated record. Gene Ontology annotation, cellular component: nucleus; cytoplasm.
AUGUCGAAAACAUAUACAUUUUCAGAUCUUAAAAUGCUCACAGGAGCUACUCUUAGAUCUUGGUUUGAUAAAGGCUCAAUCAGUGGCAAAGGAAGGUUUGCUGUGGUAGAUGUAAGGGAUUCAGACUACGUAGGAGGACACUUAAAAGGUUGCUAUCAUUACCCAGCUGGGGACUUUGAAAGUCAAUUGCCUGAGCUCAAACAGAGGCUCUAUAAUAACCACAUAGAUGACGUGGUAUUUCAUUGUGCUCUCUCUCAGAGUAGAGGACCGUCUUCUGCCUUAAAAUUCUUGAGAUCUUUGGAAGAUACUAUAGAUCCAGACGAGGUGCAAUAUUUUGAAGAUCUUAACGUGUGGUUAUUAAAAGGAGGAUUUAAUAAGUGGCAGCAGGUUUACGGAGAGGAUACAAAAGUUACUGAAGGAUAUGAUAAGGAACUCUGGCAAUCUUGA